UCGCAAACUUGGCUGUCGCCGAUUUCCUCAUGGGUGUGCAAGGAGCCUUCUUCUCACCAACGACCAUUCUAGUCGAGUUCCCACCAAAGAUCAUAUGCCUUGGACACUUUACUUUGGGUACGCUCUCGGGCAUCGGAUCAAUAACCACUCUCAUUGCCAUCAACGUAGACAGUCGUUGGUACGUGUGGCGUCGCCCUCGUCUCCAUCUACGGUUACAUAAUGAUGAUUGCCAAGCACCACCAGCAGCAGAUCCACCAGGAACCGAGCAGCAGCGGUUCGCAGGAGGCAGCAGCGACCGCUAGCUCCAUCUCCGCGCAACUCGUCGAGCAUCUGAAACUUGCCAAGACGUUUGGCAUCGUCGUCGGCACCUUCUUCGUCUGCUGGGCUCCGUACUUCAUCCUGAUGCUGCUGAGCGUCGCCGACGUCUACUACGAUACGGUCGGCGUGGCGCGAGGCUUCGGCUACCUGCUGGUGUACUGCAAUUCUAGCAUGAACUUCUUGAUAUAUGCUUCAAAAAGCAGUCAGUUCCGCGCCGCCUUCCGGGCGGUGUUGCCCUCGCGUGGACACUAG
Molecule: messenger RNA, 570 nt
Organism: Priapulus caudatus
Lineage: Eukaryota; Metazoa; Priapulida; Priapulimorpha; Priapulimorphida; Priapulidae
Product: 5-hydroxytryptamine receptor 1-like
Exons: 2
Coding region: 220-570 (116 amino acids)
Biological process (GO): phospholipase C-activating G protein-coupled receptor signaling pathway; cell-cell signaling; positive regulation of cytosolic calcium ion concentration
Cellular component (GO): membrane
Molecular function (GO): alpha1-adrenergic receptor activity
Source: RefSeq, a predicted model, not a curated record